CUUCCAGCAUGGGCCUAGAGCUAAGCCGGGCGGUGGUUAAUAAACCCCUGAACCCGCUGUCGUUGGUAAUACCAGCCAGUCAAUAUUCUAUAGCGCAAUCGAGACCCAAGUGAUAUUUGAAGAUAGAUCAUCUACCAUUCUUUGUGCGUGCGCGACUGCGUGUGUAUGUGUUCAAUGGGUACAUGGUGAAUUGAACUUGAUUGAUUAUCCCGACGACUUGCCUUUCUGCCAAAGAACGACAGAACUUCAAAUAGGAGACGGUGAUCUUUUCUGGGGUCAAUAAUACUGUCUCCGACCGGUGGAGCCAGUUUCUUACAAAUGAUAGUUUUUGGAAAAAAGGACACAAGCAAACUGGCUUUUUGUAGCUGUUGAAAUAAUUUGUUCUUAACAAAAGUGACCAAAAUUCAAGCUGAAAGUGUGAAAGCACGUGAAUAUUUCCUCAACAGUUGGGAUUAUCACUGAGCCCAGAUCCUCGGCCUCCAGUUGGAUCCGGCGACAUGAAUCUCGCUGCUGGAUUGCCUACAGCUACAUGUCUUAUGAAACGGAUGGGGAACAGAUGAAGAAUGAGACAUUUAGAAGAAAGAAAUCGAGCGGAAAAUGAGACCAUCUAAUGCAACCAGGGAUGUACUGGGUGCAUCUUUGACUCCAAGCUGCUUGACUAACCUGUCUACAAAAUAAAAUUGAUAAGUCAGAAUCUCAAAUUCUCCUCUCCAAAAUGUCUGCACACCAUCUGGAGAAGCCGAAGAAAAGCUUCGAGUUUCGCAUGUGCAAAAAAGUCGCGGAGCUGACACAGGUGGUCCACAUGCUGUUCACUAGAAAUCAUGAGAAAGAGGUGGAGAUCGACGCGCUGAAAAAAUCCUACGAACGAGAGAUUGAGCUAGUUCUCGAUGACGCCAGAGGCAAGAUAAGCGACCUUGAACUUGCCAUGUCUGAAGUGCAAACUCGGGGAAAAGUCGACCUUGAACGUGAGAGACAGCUCCGGGAAACAGAGGCCGCCGCCAAAGAGGCAGACUGGAGGCAGAAGCUGACAGACAACGAGAGGUUGUUACAGGAGGAACGUACCGAAUGCCAGAACCUGCGAGACAUGCUGAUCAACGCGCAGCGAGAUAUUGAGAAACUGAGACAAGGUGUGAGUGACCAGCUGUCCUCCAAGUCGGACGAGAUCCUGCGCAGAGACAAGGAAAUGGAGAAGAUUAAGGGUCAGCUUGCUGUGGCGGAGACCAAACUCAAAGACGCUCAGAAGGAAGCACAAGAAGCCAACGAAGAAUUGGAGCGACUCCGUCGGGAGGUGCAGCGCUAUCGUCUGGAGCUGAGCAACAGGGACAACAACUUUAACCGGAUGUUCAGCGAGAAGCAGCCGAUGGUGGUGAACCAGCGCGCUCUGCAGAGGCAACCGUCUGGAACUAUCUACACCUUCAGCCACGGCAACAGUCAGUCUCAACAACCCGGCAGCUCAGGUCCAAACGAAGAAAACCCCAAUGGUUUUCCCACUGGCCAAACUUCAUUGCAGAACUCCCUCAAUCUGCGGGACCGACACGUGAAGAACAACUCGGCAGAUCCGGACAGACUCGUGGGCCAGCUGGAGCGUCAGAUGACACUUCCGGAAAGAACGAGCACACAAGAUCGUCUGUUCAAGGACAGACGUUUUUCGGAAAAUGGUUCUGCCAGGAGGCCUAUGACUCAAGGUCCGACGUUUUUGCACGAACGGACUUUCACCAACGAAAGACACAUAAACAGACAUCAUCUCUCUGCUAAUCUCUUAUCAGAAGAGCCCAGUCAGCUUUUACCUCAAAAAUCUCUGGCGAUAACGCCCAGCGACGACCGGCCAACAAGCAGCAGCCUCCCGUCCAUCUGCUCCACGCCGGAGCAGAAGAGACUGGUCAAACAACUGAGUAAACCAAAGCCCCUGCCCAGAGAGAUGCUGUAUGGGAAAUAAAAGGUCUAACAGAAACGCUGCUUACAGCACUCUAUUAGCUCAGUUGGUAUCACGCUGGAUUACAGAGCGGACGGCCCUGGUUCGAAUCCCACACUGGGCGUUCUUGGGCGUGUGUCGUUUUGUGGAGUUUUCAAGGCUCUCAACCUAUGUGGCUCGGUCCUGUCGGGAACGGACGUUCAAUUCGGAGGUCCUGCUUUUUUAAUAAUCCAAGAGUGUUAAUAGGGGCAUUAAUCCAAAACAUUUACUACCGCAUCUUACAGUAUAGGACAUGACAGAUCCAAUGAAGAAGCUUCACACAGGAAUAGCUGAUACAGUGAAAUACAUGUACGUUUCUCAGAGAUCCAAUAGCAAAGCUUCUCGAGGACGACUGAACCAUUGGAAAGGUUUCUGGGAAAUGAAUGACCAAAUAGAAAGCUCUUUAUUGGAAAUCGCAGAAAUAAAGGAAACUGCCGCGUGGAAUGGGAACCUCCACAGAAAGUAACAAACUUUUGAAAAUGCAAAUGUUGAAUGAAGGGGAAGCAAGCUAAGUUGGAAGAUAGUUGCUAUAGUACGGGUCCAACACCCUUUCAUCAUUGCAUGAAUUCAACGUUUAUCUCCAGAAGUGGCCAAGAGGAAAGAGUGUGUAGGGGGGAGGGGGGGGGGGUUUGAUAACUCCCCAAACAAUUCAAGGUCGCGAAUCAUCCAGUAGGGGAUGUAAACCAGGGCCAUCAACAACAUAUCAGCUGUGCUACUGGUGAGGCCCAGAAAGGAAGUGAAAGUGAACAGCAUGUGAAAAAAUGGUGAAAAUUGUAUAGGUUUCAUGCCUCUAUCAACACUAUUAGGUGACCUCCGAGCGGAAAGUUCCAUCUCCAAAAGGGCCGAACCAAAUGGGAAAUUCAUGUAAAGUGCCUUUCCCAGUGACACAACGUCGGACCGAGCUGAGGCUCAAAACCCCGAAUCCACAAUCUCAUGUUUACGGGUCCGGUAGCCUAACCACUAAGCUACCAAUGCCACCUGAACAGCAUGAGGAGAGAGUUGGGUGUAGGCCUACUGCAUGUACGACAGAAGACAGUAGGACUAAGAGGCUGUUAUGUGCCUCACUGGACUUUUCGAAAGUGGGGCAUUGGUUUCCCCGUUAGGAAAAACAGACAGAGUGAGAGAUGCAACAUUUCAGAAACAUUUUUUUUUUUAAUUGUUCAAACCCCAUUCGAAGUUGAACCUCCACCUUCCAAGUGACAGGCCUACUGCAUCACUAGAGCCGGAAAGGUUAAAAGGAGAAAUCAGAAUUCAAAACACAGAAACUGGAAAAAGAUGCUUGACAACAAAGAGCUCCUAUGUUGAUUGUUUUCUAUAGCUGUUUUUCUCCUUCUAGUUUGUAUCUUUUACUGUUUUUUUCCCCUCCUGUGUGUGUGUGUGUGUGUGUGCGCGCGCGCGUGUGUCUGUCUGUCUAUCUUACUCAAGGGAGGGAGAAGUGGAGAAUGAAGAAGGGAUGAGAAGAAAUAAAUAAAGGAGUAAAAGUAAAAACAAUUGAAUGAACAGAAUGAUUUUCAAAUUCCAAAACACACAGCUGGGCUUAUUAGAUGUUGGAAAUAGGCCUUUGAAAACCAAAACUCAUUUUUGUUUGUAUUCCACUGCAGUGUGUAUUCGUGCCCAAUUUACAAUUUGGAUCAUUUAGGAGGCGGGCCACUUCAACCCUACCUGUCAACAUCAAUGCAGGUUGUGUGGAUACAUCUCAGAAGUAGUAAGAAAUACAAAGACAACCUCUAUAUAGAUUAACAUAUUAUCUUUUUCAUAUCUUGAGCAUGUACGGUGCAAACCCUUAUCAUUACAAGCUAGUUUCAAAAGGUAGAGAGGAAGGAAAAGAAAGAGAGAAAGAGACAGACAGACAGACAUACAGACAGAGAAAGAAAAGCACAAUUUGAAACAGUGUAUGAGAAAAAAAACUAAGAAAAAAGCCUUCUAAAUGAUAUUUCACACAUUUAUUUGUAUGCUUUAAAUAUGUUGAAUCUGUUGUUUUUAUUUGUAUACAUAAUGUAUGGUUUAACCAUGACAGCUUUCUGCAAAUGACGAGAAACAACCCUAUUAAUAUUAUUCUAAAUCUUCAAACAAAAUAUGAAGUAAAAAAAGUCAGUCAUAAGACUAUGACUAAGUGUAAGCAUAAAAAAAACUAUAGUCCAUCUUAAGAGAAUGACAGUUGUCUGCUUUCAACUUCUGUGACUUAAUGAAAGAGCUGUCUUCACUUCAAAUUACACUAGCCUUGCCCUGCCCCCCCCCCC
Aplysia californica (California sea hare) is the source of this 4191-nucleotide messenger RNA. RefSeq names its product centrosomal protein of 83 kDa. NCBI's taxonomy places the organism in Eukaryota, Metazoa, Mollusca, Gastropoda, Aplysiida, Aplysiidae. The record is from RefSeq and is a predicted model, not a curated record.